AUGUCCUACAACUGCUCCACAAGGAACUGUUCUUCCAGGCCAACUGGAGGACGCUGCACAGUCCCCAUGGCCUCAGUUGGCAUGGCUACGUCUGGAGAUGCUGAAGGCCUGAGUGGCAUUCAUUUGCCCAGUUCCUUCCAAACCGGGUCCUGGCUCCUGGACCACUGUCAGGAGACCUUCUGUGAGCCCACUGCUUGCCAGCCAAGUUGUUUCCAGCGAACUUCUUGUGUCUCCGUCCCUAGCCAGGUGACUAGCUCUCGUCAAACAACCUGUGUCUCCAAUCCCUGCUCAACUCCCUGCAGCCGGCCACUCACCUUUGUCUCCAGUGGUUGUAAGCCCCUGGGAGGCAUCUCCGGUGUCUGCCAACCUGUGGGUGGUAUCUCCACUGUGUGUCAACCAGGGGGAGGAGUCUCCAGUGUGUGCCAAUCAAUGGGAGGAGCUUCCAGUGUAUGUCACCCAAUGGGAGGAAUCUCCACUGUGUGCCAACCAGCGUGUGGGGUCUCCAGUAGGUACCAGAGGUCCUAUGUGUCUACUUGCCGAAGAACUUGCUAA
Messenger RNA from Chrysochloris asiatica (Cape golden mole), 552 nucleotides. Its product is annotated as keratin-associated protein 11-1-like. Gene Ontology annotation, molecular function: structural molecule activity. Gene Ontology annotation, cellular component: keratin filament. The transcript has a single exon. NCBI's taxonomy places the organism in Eukaryota, Metazoa, Chordata, Mammalia, Afrosoricida, Chrysochloridae. The coding region runs from base 1 to 552 and encodes 183 amino acids. The record is from RefSeq and is a predicted model, not a curated record.